Molecule: messenger RNA, 1236 nt
Organism: Penicillium soppii
Lineage: Eukaryota; Fungi; Ascomycota; Eurotiomycetes; Eurotiales; Aspergillaceae
Product: mRNA guanylyltransferase
Exons: 1
Coding region: 1-1236 (411 amino acids)
Biological process (GO): 7-methylguanosine mRNA capping
Cellular component (GO): mRNA capping enzyme complex
Molecular function (GO): mRNA guanylyltransferase activity; ATP binding
Source: RefSeq, a predicted model, not a curated record
AUGAGUCACGCUGUCCCCGAUCUGGACGCAAUAGGCAUCAAAGCCGACCAUGACUUGGCCGAUCAAUUUCGCCGCGAGGUCGCCAACCUCCUCUCGCGCAACAAUCUCAACUUCCCCGGCGCACAACCUGUCAGCUUCUCGUCGAAACAUCUGACAGAACUGCAACGUGAGGACUACUAUGUCUGCGAAAAGACCGACGGCAUCCGCUGCCUGAUGUACUUCGCGCGUGGAGAUCCCAAUUCUGAACAACCGGAGAUUCACUACCUGAUUGACCGCAAGAACGACUACCGAUACGUACCGGGCUUGCACUUCCCGUUGCCCAACGACGAUUCUUUUCAGGGGUACCACGUCGACACUUUGGUCGACGGCGAGCUAGUGAACGACACCUACGACGAUGGAACAACGCAGCUGAAGUAUUUGGUCUUCGAUUGUUUAGUGCUGGAUGGGCAGAGCUUGAUGCAUCGUACACUGGAUAAGCGCCUGGCCUAUUUCAAGGAGAAGGUGCUCAAGCCUUAUAGCGCUAUGUACCGCAAAUUCCCGGAGGAGAAACAACACCGCGCCUUUGCCGUUGAGGACAAAUCUACGCAGUUCAGUUACGGUAUUGAAAUGAUGUUCCGCGAGAUCAUCCCCAAAGUCAAGCGCAUUCAUGGAAAUGACGGGUUGAUCUUUACUUGCCGCAGUACUCCCUACCGCAUUGGCACGGAUGAGCACAUUCUAAAAUGGAAGCCCCCGCAGGACAACACAAUUGAUUUUCGCAUGCGUCUUGAGUUCCCGACGCUCGAGCCAGAUACCGAUGAUGAGUCUGAUGGUAUCACAGAACCAUUUGUGGACUACGACGCUAUUCCCAUCUGCCACCUAUUCGUGAUGCUCAGCGCUGGCGAGUACCGCCAUUUUGGAGAGAUGUUCCUGGAGCCGAAAGAGUGGGAGGAGCUGAAAGCCAUGCGUAUCCCUCUCGAUGACACGAUUGUUGAAUGCGCCAAAGAUGAGGAAGGACGUUGGCGCUACUAUCGUCUCCGUGACGACAAAAACGAUGCCAACCAUAUAUCUACCGUUGAAAAAGUCCUUGAAAGUAUUGAGGAUCGUGUCACUGAAGAUGAUCUCAUUCGUAUUGCUCCCGCCAUCAAGACAGCUUGGAAAAAGCGUCAACAGAACAUGGCUGCUGGAGAUGAGGAAAAGAAACGAAGGGCUCAAGGCAUGCCGAAUCCCAACGGUGUCAAGCGAAAGUUUGAGGAAUGA